AUGGACCAUCUUUCUACUUCAAAACAUAAAUAUUGACUACAAUAUGUUUAUUUUUGUAAUACACGUAAAUAAAAAUAGCCCUUCAACUCUUUGUUUAUCAAUAUUUUCCUCCUUUUCUUUUUCUAUUUCUCUUUUUCUUAUUAAAUAAUCUGACAGCAAUUCAAGAAUGGGAGAUAUGAACAAUAUACAUUUAUUAUCGGAUGAGCAUCGUCAUUACUAUUACUAUGGUUAUGAUCAUUUGUCUCAACCUAUGACUGAACAACAUCAUCAUUUUCAACCAACACUGAAUACUACGAUAUCAUCACCUAUUGAGCCAAAUAUUAAUCAAUUUCAAACAGGGGAAGAAAGAGCAGUGAAGCCAAGAACAUCUUCAUCCGCUUCUUUACCCUCACACAACAUGAGAUGGACUCCAGAAGAGGACGCGCUCUUGCUGGAUGCUAUUAGACUCUAUGGUUAUGGAAGUUGGAAAGCUAUAGCUGAUCAUGUCAAGACCCGGAACGCUCUACAAUGUAAAAAUCACGCUCGUCAAAGAGCAGAGUUUAAACCAAAGUAUGAACCUAUAGUAUCCAUGACGAUGGCUGAAAACCUGUUACCUUCUUUUUCACAGGUAUCGCAUAUGGCCGCCUAUCCAGUACCCAAUGAAACGAUGCGGUUACCGCCUGCGUCAAGCAUGGUGCCACAAAUCUCUAUUUCCCAAAAUAUUCAUCCGAAUGCAAAUUUUUUUAUAUCACAACCUUCCACCAUGAGUCAUACGGCUACUGCUGCUGUUCCCCUUUCACCUUCUGUUCCAUCAACAGAGACCACUCAAGUAGAACAAGUCGAAAACGUAAAUACUAUCUCUGAAACUGUACUUGAUGAAAAUGACAUUACAGAACACGAGAAGAAAGGAAAUGCUGAGUGGUUUAUGGGAAAGCAAGCCAAGACACCAGAAAGAUACAAGAGAAUAAGAAAUCACAUAUUAAAAUGCUGGAGAGAGACGCGUCCAAACUAUUUGACCAAGACAGCUGGUCGUAAAAAUUUACCCGACUGUGGUGAUGUGAACGCUGUUGGCAGAAUACAUAGUUACCUCGAAAGCAUUCACGCUAUCAACGUAAACUGCGUUGUUUCUCCUACUACAAGAAAAAGACCUGGUCGUAAAAGUGGCAGCAGCGAAGAUGGUGCAAAUAAAAAGAAAAGACGACCUGGAUACUAUUGGGAGGAAGUGUAUGGUGACGACGACGACGACGAUGAUAAGGAUCAUAAAGAAAAAGUAGAAUACACUGUCACCAAAGAUGGUAAAAAGAGACCUAAAAGAAAUGCAAGAAGGCGUGAUGGUUUCUAUGGGGACAAUGGCCGUAUAGGAGGCGAUAAUGAUCCAUUUACGUUAAUUCCUCUGGGUUACUACACCCAACAAAAGGACGCUCCUUUUACUGUAGAAAUCGGUAGUGAUGCCCUUCUCGUUAUGGAGUUUCAUGCUCAUUUAGCUUUCACCGAAAUCAUUGGCUUACUUGGUGGAAGAUUCUUGAAGGAUCCAGAUGGUGGCCAGAAUAAGCUAAAGGUUGAGUAUGUAUUCCCUUGUCGCAGCACAAGUACUGGCAUCCAGUGUGAAAUGGACCCUGUAUCGGAAAUGGCUGCUAGAGAGUUAUUUGAGCAAAAAGGUCUUGAUGUCGUCGGAUGGUAUCACUCGCAUCCUACCUUUGAGCCGCAGCCAAGUAUUCGAGACAUUGAGAAUCAAACUUCAUAUCAAGAUCUAUUUCGCAAUGAAGCUUCUGGUGAUGAACCAUUUAUUGGGUUCAUCAUUUCUCCUUAUAAUCAAGAGUAUGCAACCGAUCGAUCACAAAUACAAUGUCUUCAUAUCAGUAAAAGAUGGAGUACAACCAAUCAGUACCGUAGGUCUUCCUUAUGCUUGCAUACAACAAGUUGAACAAAAGCCACAAGUAUCUCAAGAUGUCUUGAAUACAUUUAAUAACCUGUUGCAAGAAUAUAAGGAUUAUGAAAGUAAGAUUGACAUGACAAUGACAUUUGCUCAAAAGCCUCGAUUGGACAAGCUCUUGUCUUCACUAAG
Molecule: messenger RNA, 2044 nt
Organism: Rhizopus microsporus ATCC 52813
Lineage: Eukaryota; Fungi; Mucoromycota; Mucoromycetes; Mucorales; Rhizopodaceae
Exons: 13
Coding region: 167-1903 (578 amino acids)
Biological process (GO): double-strand break repair
Cellular component (GO): BRCA1-A complex; BRISC complex
Molecular function (GO): polyubiquitin modification-dependent protein binding; metallopeptidase activity
Source: RefSeq, a predicted model, not a curated record